AUGAUCCUUUUGACUCUGAGGAAUGACUGUUGCUAUAAUUUAGGGGAAAAUGUUUUGAAUGGCAGAAUAGCCUCCAGGGACUUGACAAUAGCAAUUAUCUUCUUGUCACAGACUAUAGUUGGAAUUCUGGGCAAUUUCUCUCUUCUUUACCAUUACUACUUCCUUUACCACAAUGAAUGCAGAUUGAGGGCCACAGAUUUGAUUCUCAAGCACCUCACUAUAGCCAACUCCUUGAUCAUUCUCUCUAAAGGACUCUCCCAGACAAUGGCAGAUUUUGGGUUGCAACAUUUAUUCAACAAUUUGGCAUGCAGUCUUCUUUUGUAUGUUUACAGAGUGAGCAGGGGUGUAUCCAUUGGCAGCACUUGCUUCCUGAGUGUGUACCAGAUAAUCAUGAUCAGCCCCAUGAACUCCUGUUGGAAGGAUCUUAAGGUCAAAGCCCCAAAGUACAUUGGCUUCUCAAUUUCCCUCUGCUGGAUCCUGUACAUGUUUGUAAAUUUAAUUUUUCCUAUGUAUGCAUUGUAUGUGUCUAGCAAAUGGAGCAUGAAAAACAUCACAAGGAAAAGAGAUUUGGGAUCCUGGUUUGCUAAUGAUCAUAAGAAAAUCACAGGCUCAAUCUAUGUAGCAUUAAUUGUCUUCCCUGAAGUUUUAUUUUCUGUGAUCAUAAUCUGGAGCAGUGGUUCCAUGAUUUUCACCCUGUACAAGCACAAGCAGCAGGUCCAAUACCUUCACAAGAAAAAUGUUUUCCCCAGAUCAUCUCCUGAGUCCAGAGCCACCCAACACAUCCUUGUUGUGGUGAGUACUUUUCUAUCUUUUCAAACCCUCUCCUCCAUUUUCAGCCUUUGUAUUGCUCUAAUUAAUCAUCCCAAUUGGUGGUUGGUGAACACAGCUUCCCUAACUUCUGCCUGUUUUCCCACUGUCAGCCCCUUUCUGCUCAUAAGCCCUGACUCCAGUGUAUCCAGGCUCUGCCUUGUGUGGUUAAGGAAUAAAAUAUUUCCUAAUCUUAUCAGAAAAAUGUAAACUGUAUGGUUUUUCACACUGUUCAGUUGUUUAUUUCUUCACACGCUCCAAAGUCAAUGUAGA
Molecule: messenger RNA, 1080 nt
Organism: Ceratotherium simum simum (southern white rhinoceros)
Lineage: Eukaryota; Metazoa; Chordata; Mammalia; Perissodactyla; Rhinocerotidae
Product: vomeronasal type-1 receptor 4-like
Biological process (GO): G protein-coupled receptor signaling pathway
Cellular component (GO): membrane
Molecular function (GO): pheromone receptor activity
Source: RefSeq, a predicted model, not a curated record